Closterium sp. NIES-65 is the source of this 2235-nucleotide messenger RNA. The record is from the annotation of a GenBank genome assembly. Lineage: Eukaryota; Viridiplantae; Streptophyta; Zygnematophyceae; Desmidiales; Closteriaceae.
AUGGCUCCCGUCGAACCGCCGCCUGCAGGCAGCGUGAUGACGUACGAGCAGCUGCGGCAGGCGAAAAUGCAGGCGACGCAGCGCGCGUUCGCGGAGCUGCAGAGCCUGUCGGCGGAUUUAACCCAGGAGACCCGCCGGCAGGCCGGCGAGAAUCAGCAGCAGAAGCAGCCCCGACGGACGUGGACGCGGCGAAAGCUCUUCGACAAAGUUCGCCGAUCCGGCAGUCUACCCCCUUUCUUCUCCCCCACUUUCUCCGCCGCUCCCCUUCUCCCCUGCUACCCUAACUCCCCUGCUACGCAAUACCUCGAGCUGGACGACAGAACGCCAGAGUGCAGCACCGAACCGCUCUGCCUUGUCUUCCCCCUUCUGCCUACCUUGCUUCAGAACUCCCCUGUAACCCAAUACGUCGAGCUGGACGACAAAACGCCAGAGCGCAGCACUACACGCCGAACCCGAGCCUGGCAGCUUCGUCCCAUGGGCUCGGCAGGCUCGGCCGAGGCUGGGACGGUGGUUCGGUGCGGGAAGGAGGUGUACACGGAGGAAGACCUGAGGAAGCUUCGAGGGCAUGUGAAGCCGUAUGACAUCAGCGUUGAGCGAUUCAAGAACAGGGUCUAUGACCCUGUGAAUGGGAAGACAUGCCACCAAUGCAGAAGACGUUGGGGCUGUGCACCGAUUGUGCGCCGUGCAAGGAUUAACCUGCAAGCCGAUAUACUCCACCGCAUUGCCUUCCUCUGCACCUCCUCUUUUCCUCCUCUGCACCUCCCCCUUUCCUUACAGGCAGAAGACGCUGGGGCUGCGCACCGGGUGUGCGUCGUGCAAGGCUUAACCUGCAAGCCCAUAUUUAGCCUCUCCACCGCAUUGCCUUCCUCUGCACCUCCUCUUUUCCUCCUCUGCACCUCCCCCUUUCCUUACAGGCAGAAGACGUUGGGGCUGCGCACCGAGUGUGCGGCGUGCAAGGAUCGCUCUGUGUGCGGGCAGUUCUGCGGAGACUGCCUGUUCGUGAGGUACGGCGAGAACAUAGAGGAGGCGCUAGCUGACCCCACGUGGGAAUGUCCGGUGUGUAGGGACAUCUGCAACUGCUCCAUCUGCAGAAACCGCAAGGGAUGGGGACCCACUGGACCGCUCUUUCACAAGGUGUGGGGUGCGGGUUACCAGUCGGUUGCACACUAUCUCAUGCUCACUAGGAUGGUCAAAGAUGGGGAGAGCACAGGAGCACGGGCGGAUGGAGGGGUGGAGGGGGGAAGUGGCAGUGAGGAGGGGGGUGAAGCGGAGGGAGGGAGUGACGGAGCAGGAGGAGAGAGUGGGGAGAACGAUGAAGAGGGAGGAUGUGAGGAGGAGGGGGGGCAGGAUGGGAAUGAGGUGACGUUGAUAGAAGAGUGUAAGGAUGGGAAUGAGAAGGCGCGGAAGAGGAAGCGGGAGGUUGAGAGGAGUGCGGUGGAGACGAGGGGACGGAAACAGGGACUCGGGAGGAAGAAGGAAUGUGUGAUCAUGAAGGGAGAGGAGGAAGACGAGAAGGAGAAAGAGGAGGACGAUGAGGAUGUUGUGGAGAUUCAGGUGUGCAGAACGGUGGUGCAAGUGAAAGAGGAGAGGGAGGAGGGGGAGGUGGAGGGAGUAUCGGAGAUCGAGUGGACCAAGAUGACUGCAGUAGAGGAGGAGGGUGUGGAAGAGGGAGAGGUGGAGAGAAAAGAGGAACAAGGCGUAAGGCGGAAAGGGCAGGUGAAAGUCAAGACGGAAAAUACAACAGCGACUUGUGGGAAGAAGACAUUUGGCGGUUCAAGUAUAUGGGGUAUCAAGGGAGGGUCACUUGUUGAGAUAGCCACAGGAGCAGGUGCAGGGAGCGAGGUGAAGCGAGAGGAAAGAGAGGUGAAGCGAGAAAGUGGGAUCAUGACAAGGAGAGCCGCGGCGAGAAUGGAGGCUGAAGCUGCCAAGUUGAAGGCGGCUCAUGGCCGGGUGCUGCGGCCUCGUACAAUACAUGUACCACAGACAGGAGGAGCAGCAGCAGGAGGAGGAAGAGCAGGAAUGGGAAAGGGGGUUGCUGCUGCAGUUGGGGAUAGUAAAAAGGGGACAAAGUCGGGCCUUAAGCUGGUAAUGAGGAGCGCUGUAAAGGGGAUGGGGAAGAGGGGGGGCAGAGAAGAAGUGGAAGAAGAUAAGGCACAGUUGAGGCAUCUCCAGAAGGAAGAGGACUCUGAUAGUGAUGAUGAUGUAGUCGAAGUGGUGGUUGCUAGGACAGUCUAA